Solanum stenotomum is the source of this 1009-nucleotide messenger RNA. Its product is annotated as rho GDP-dissociation inhibitor 1-like. Gene Ontology annotation, cellular component: membrane; cytosol; cytoplasm. The record is from RefSeq and is a predicted model, not a curated record. Gene Ontology annotation, biological process: Rho protein signal transduction. Lineage: Eukaryota; Viridiplantae; Streptophyta; Magnoliopsida; Solanales; Solanaceae. The transcript has 5 exons. Bases 130 to 804 code for a protein of 224 amino acids. Gene Ontology annotation, molecular function: Rho GDP-dissociation inhibitor activity; protein binding.
UAAAAAUUGAAAAUUUGGACCUUGUUCUGCACAUUUUUUUCCCUCUUCAAUAAUUGUCAAACCAAAAUCUUGAGUGUCCCUACUGCUGUAAGACACUUUCACACUGCUCUCUCAACAGAGAAAUCAAGAAUGAUGGAUGGUGGCAAGAAAGAGGAAGCAGGUCCAUCUCAUGGCGGUGCUACUUGGGAUAAGAGGAAGGAGGAAGAAGAUGGAGAAAGUGAAGAAGAUGACCAUCAUCAAGAUCCUGCUGCUGCUGUUGCUGCUGCAACAAGUUUUGUUCCUGGUCCUCUUCUUUCUCUUAAAGAUCAAAUUGAAAAGGACAAGGAGGAUGAGAGCUUGAGGAGGUGGAAAGAAAAGCUGCUUGGUUGUCUGGAAAGCGACUUAGAUGGACAAAUGGAACCUGAAGUUAAGUUCCACUCAGUUGGAAUCCUUUCGUCUGACUUUGGGGAGAUAAACACUCCAUUACCUAUCAAAGAAGAACAAAGCAAUUCUGUUCUCUUUACACUCAGGGAGGGCUCUGAGUAUCGGCUUAAGCUAACAUUUAGUGUUCUGCACAACAUUGUUUCUGGUUUGGCCUACACAAAUAUAGUAUGGAAGGCUGGUCUUCAAGUUGAUCAAAGUAAGGGAAUGCUUGGCACCUUUGCUCCUCUGCGAGAACCUUACAUACAUAUGUUAGAAGAGGAGACCACUCCUUCAGGUGCACUUGCAAGAGGAACAUAUACAGCUAAACUUAAGUUUAUGGAUGAUGAUAAAAGAUGUCAUUUGGAGCUCAACUAUUCAUUUGAAAUCAGCAAGGCUAGGUAGCCAAGGUGUCCCUGCAACUAUUUCUGGCCUUCUUGGAAACUGGAUAUUCGACUGAAUUCGUGUCUUUGGAUUGUGCCUUGUUUACUGGAUCCAGCACAUACAUAGCAAUAGCUUAGCAAAUAUGAUUUACUUUUACAGUGGAUUCUCUUGAUGCCUUGUAUGAAAUUUGGUUGUUUUUCAUGUUACUGCAACAAAAUCCUUCAUU